Molecule: messenger RNA, 1131 nt
Organism: Salpingoeca rosetta
Lineage: Eukaryota; Choanoflagellata; Craspedida; Salpingoecidae
Exons: 8
Coding region: 1-1131 (376 amino acids)
Source: RefSeq, a predicted model, not a curated record
AUGAAGCCAGAAGAGGAUCAUCUCGACGACAAGCCCGCCGUGCGCCGGCGUGUGGGCGGAAGCCUGUUUGUCUGCUUUGCAGCCUCCAUCAUCGAGUUUGCCACCGCAGCCGACUUUUGCGACACCACUAAUUCCUGCGACGACGCCGAGAACGGCUGGGCCAUUGCCGUUGGCGUCAUUUCUUCAUUCAUCUGCUUCAUCCGCCUAGGCCUCAUCUUUAACCAAAUGCACAUUGACAAGAAGCUUGACGUUGGCGUGGCGCUGCUGCUGGUCAUCUUGUGGGCAUUUGGUGCCGCCUUCACCACGCGCGCUGACGGCCCCUUCCCCAUCUCUGGCAACGGCUUCUUCUCAACCUGUGAGUCUCUUUGCUUUCUUCGUCUGCUCCCGUACUGCCCUCUUGUUGCCGGCGAGAUGCCACCUGCGAUUGCCUUUCUUGCUGCGAUUGUGUAUGCGUCCAUGGCUCUGCCCCGAGGCCUUUGGGUCUCUGCGCAGCAACCGUCCGCCGUUCGUCAAUGGCGCCAUCUUUCCUCGUCUUCUUUCACCUCCUUCGUUAAAAUGGCUGUUGCUGCGGAUGUGUGCGACAGUGUCAACGACUGCUCGGAGCGCAACGGUUUCGCUGUCGCUGUCGGCGCAAUCGCCGCCGUCGUCUGCAUCGGCCACAUGUGCAUCCUCCGCUUCGCCCCAGACUCAGCGCACGCUGCUGGCAAGGCCAUCUCCGUGUUCCUCGUGGCCUGGUGGGCGGCCGGUGCGGGCGUCAACACCAGCGCAGAGGGGCCGUUCAACUCCAGCUGCGGCGCAGCCCGCGGCACGGCAAACGGCUACUUCUCGACGUGGGUGGCCUUUUUCACGUCGCUGUACAUGUGCUACCAGCACUUCCACCCCGACCCUGACGCCGUCUUGUCCCGCCCCCGCAAGCACAAGGCAGCAAAGGGCCAGGAGCAGCAGGAAUCCCCCAACCUGCCACAACAGCAGCCACAACAACAGCAGCAGACACAACAGCCAUCAUCACAACCAGAGCCCGCGACAACGACAACCACUGAGCCCUUGAACACGAGCGACACGGCCAGUCAACAGCAGCAGCAGCAGCAGGGCGACUCCCUCGCGCUGGAGCCUGCGCACGAGCAAGUCUGA